This is a messenger RNA of Arachis stenosperma, 658 nucleotides long. RefSeq names its product cytochrome c oxidase-assembly factor COX23, mitochondrial. Bases 111 to 317 code for a protein of 68 amino acids. The transcript is spliced from 3 exons. The record is from RefSeq and is a predicted model, not a curated record. NCBI's taxonomy places the organism in Eukaryota, Viridiplantae, Streptophyta, Magnoliopsida, Fabales, Fabaceae.
UCUAAUUUCCGAAAAAUAUCGCUUAGAUUUGUAGCAGCAGCAAGGUUCUCCUGCCGUGUCAGCAACCACGAAACGACGACGCAGCAGUCUCUCACUCUCUUUCUUCGGCGAUGGCUUCGAAUUCGAAAGGCUCAACUCCUCCGUAUGCAAGUGCUGCAAGAAUCUCUGAUUCUCCCUGUUUUCCUCAAUAUACUGCUUCUCUCAAAUGUCUAGAAGAAUUUAGUUCUAAUAAGAGUAAAUGUCAAGAACAUUUUGAUGUUUACAAGGAGUGCAAGAAAAAGGAGGUGCAUCCUGUUGCUACUAAGGCUGGUGGUUAAUUCCUUCUUAAUUUUAACAGAGGGAAGCUCGAUUGGAACGUAACAAAAACCGGUCCUUCUUCUCGUGAAGUUUUCUCCUGGAUUUUUUUUCUAUUGUAUCAUAGGAAAUGAAGUAAAGAGUUUACUAGAUUGCUGGUUCAUCUCUUAUGAAGCUAUGACAAGAAAGAUGUUUCAAUAAAUUUGUAUAUUGGUAUUUACGGCACAUUUUUAGGUUUAAAUAAAUUUCUUAUUUAGUUAAUCUGAGACCAUUUAAUAUAUAUUCCUUUUAUGUUUCUGUUGUUAUUCUCCCCCAUGUUAAUGUGACUUUUCUUUUAUUAUUAUUAUUAUUAUUAUUAUUAUUA